AUGAACGUGGAUGAUGUCGAGGAUCGCGAUGGCGUUCGCCUCUCCUGGAACGUCUGGCCCUCAUCCAAGAUCGAGGCUACCAGGACUGUAGUCCCCAUCAGCGCUCUCUACACUCCUCUCAAGGAGCGCGAAGAUCUUCCGCCCGUCCUCUACGAGCCGGUCACUUGCAAACCUCCAUGCCGAGCCGUCCUGAACCCUUACUGCCAAAUCGACGUCCGUGGAAAGCUUUGGAUCUGCCCCUUUUGUCUCUCGCGCAAUGCUUUCCCUCCUCACUACAAAGACAUCAGCAGCACCAACCUUCCCGCAGAGCUUCUUCCCAAGUACACCACCAUCGAGUAUACCCUCAGCCGUCCCGCUCAGAUCCCACCCAUCUUCCUCUACCUUGUCGACACCUGCAUGGACGAUGACGAUCUCAAGGCCCUUCGCGAAUCGCUCGUUGUUAGCUUGAGCUUGCUGCCUCCCAACGCUCUCGUCGGUCUCAUCACCUACGGUACCAUGGCUCAGGUCCAUGAGCUUGGCUACGAUGCCUGUCCUAAGAGCUACGUCUUCCGCGGCACCAAGGAGUACGCCCCCAAAGCCAUCCAGGACAUGCUUGGUCUCAACCCCGGCGCUCGUCCCAUCGGCCCUGGCGCUCCCGGUGGCUCUUCUCAGGCUCCUCGCCCACCCAAUGCUACUGCCCAGAUGGGUGCCUCUCGCUUCCUCCUCCCUGUCUCGCAGUGCGAGUUCCAGUUGACGCAGAUCCUCGAGCAGCUUCAGAAGGACCCCUGGCCCGUCGCUAACGACAAGCGUAGCCAGCGUUGCACUGGUGUCGCCCUCAGCGUCGCCGUCGGCAUGCUCGAGACUACCUUCCCCAACACCGGUGCCCGCAUCAUGCUCUUCUGCGGUGGUCCUGCCACCGAAGGUCCCGGUAUGGUCGUCUCCACCGAGCUCCGUGAGCGCAUCCGAUCGCACCACGACAUUGACAAGGACAACGCCAAGUACUACAAGCGUGCCAUCAAGUUCUACGAGUCCAUGGCCAAGCGUGCUGCGGGCAACGGUCACACCAUCGAUGUAUUUGCCGGUUGUCUCGACCAGGUUGGUUUGCUCGAGAUGAAGGGUCUCAGCAACAUGACCAAUGGCCACAUGAUCCUUGCCGAUAGUUUCCAGAUGGGUAUUUUCAAGCAGAGUUUCCAUCGCAUCUUCCAGAAGGACGACCAGGGCAACUUGCAGAUGGGCUUCAACGCUACCCUUGACGUCCAGUGCACUAAAGAGCUCAAGGUAUCUGGUCUCAUCGGUCACGCUGUCUCGGCCAACAAGAAGUCGGGCUGUGUCGGCGAGACUGAGAUCGGUAUCGGAGGCACUUCGGCAUGGAAACUCUGUUCGCUCACACCUCGUACUUCGGCAGGCAUCUACUUUGAGGUGGUGACGCCAGCAGGUCAGCCCAUGCAGCCAGGCUCGCGAGGUCUGAUUCAAUUUGUCACGCACUACCAGCAUGCUUCGGGUCAGUACCGACUUCGUGUUAGCACCAUUGCACGCAACUUUGCCGAGGGAGGUUCGGCCCAGAUUGCUGCCUCCUUCGACCAGGAAGCUGCCGCCGUGCUCAUGGCGAGGAUCGCCGUCUUUAAGGCCGAGAUCGAUGACAGUCCCGACGUCUUGCGAUGGCUCGACCGCAUGCUCAUUCGACUUUGCCAGAAGUUUGCCGAUUACCGCAAAGACGACCCGACCUCAUUCCGUUUGGGCGAAAACUUCAGCAUUUACCCUCAGUUCAUGUUCCACCUUCGUCGAUCGCAGUUCUUGCAAGUGUUCAACAACUCGCCCGACGAGACUGCAUUCUACCGCCACGUGCUCAACACUGAAGAUGUCAACAACUCGUUGAUCAUGAUUCAACCGACACUCAUGUCGUAUGGCUUUGAAGGAGCACCGCAACCGGUGUUGCUCGACUCGGUCUCGAUUCGACCCGAUGUUGUGUUGCUGCUCGACACCUUCUUCCACAUUCUCAUAUUCCAUGGUGAGACGGUGGCCCAAUGGCGCAAAGCAGGCUAUCAGGAUCAAGAAGGAUACGAAAACUUCAAAGAGGUGCUCGAGAAUCCCAAAGCCGACGCACAGGAUCUUUUGGCCGACCGCUUCCCCAUCCCUCGAUACAUUGUCUGUGACCAGAACGGUUCGCAAGCACGUUUCUUGCUGUCGAAACUCAACCCUUCGACUACGCAUAUGAGCGGCGGAAUGUAUGGCUCGGCGGCUGGAAGUGGCGCUGCUAUCUUCACAGAUGAUGUUUCCUUGCAGGUGUUCAUGGAGCAUCUCAAGAGACUUGCUGUUGGAGCUUCUUCCAACUAG
Messenger RNA from Ustilago hordei, 2313 nucleotides. RefSeq names its product putative SEC23 - component of COPII coat of ER-golgi vesicles. Lineage: Eukaryota; Fungi; Basidiomycota; Ustilaginomycetes; Ustilaginales; Ustilaginaceae. Gene Ontology annotation, molecular function: zinc ion binding; GTPase activator activity. The record is from RefSeq and is a predicted model, not a curated record. The transcript has 2 exons. Gene Ontology annotation, cellular component: endoplasmic reticulum exit site; COPII vesicle coat. Gene Ontology annotation, biological process: intracellular protein transport; COPII-coated vesicle budding; endoplasmic reticulum to Golgi vesicle-mediated transport. Bases 1 to 2313 code for a protein of 770 amino acids.